AUGAAUUCUCCUGAGGCAUUUCAUAUGGAAAUGAUAAAGCUUCUUGGCACACCCCCAAAACUUUCCAGUGGUGCACUCCUUGUCAAGUGCGCAACUGAGGACGGAGUGACCAAACUCCUGGAUACCACGACCUUCGGCGGUAUUCCAUGUAAGUACGAGAGUUACCAGAAAUUUAACCGCUCGAAGGGCGUCGUCCGCAGCCAUGAGCUGAAAGGCUGCUCCAUGAAAGAGAUUGUGGAGCACUGUGAGUUUGAUCUGACUGUCCUCACGACGGGAACAAUUUACCCCGGAAAUUCUGUCCGCCUGCAGAUCAAGUAUUCAUAUGCCGAGCGAGUGAGAGAAUCAUUUACUGCCAGAAUCAAAACAGUGAAAGGCCAAAACCGGGAGUGGUCUUGCCAGAUUCUUAAGGAGUUCGAGGAGCAGCUGGAGAUUAAAUCAGCCGGGGACAUAGAAUACUACGCCCGGACCUUCUCCUUCACUUUCCCGAUCGCUGAAGCCUAUUACGUGGACGUGCAGUCAUCGACAAGUCACGCUUCAACAUAUGUGCACGUGAUGGAACCCCUUAUCAGUGACAGUUGCUUUUUGAAUUCUCGUAUCAUGUCGCCUUCAACGAAUUUGCAUGCAAACAUGGUAGAUAGAGGCCAGGAGAUACUUCUUAAGAUGGAGCCCUACUCGGAGACUGGUCCAUGUGCCGGUGUUAAGUUAAGAUGGAGAUUUUAUCGUAUCGAUCCUCUCUUCACGUCCGAGACUUGUGAGGGGCCAACCUUAAUCCGAAGAUUCGUGAUGUCCAUGUACAUGGGCCAGAGGACCUUUAUUCCAGCGAACGUGUACUUGAACCAGAAAACCGUGCUGCUGCCUGCCAACGCUAUGCCACCCUCAAAUAUGAUGAUAACUGUACAGUGGACGUUCGCCAAAUAUCAACUUUACUCUUAUUUUUCACGGACAAUUGUGAAGUUCAGAGCACUCACGAAUUCGGCCCAAGUAAUUCGCAUGAGCGGAUUUCCAAUCGUCGAUACGCUCCAGUGGCCAACCGGAGCUGACAUUCAGCUGGAUUAUUCAGAAAGUGAGAAUACCGAUUUUACACCCGAAUCAUGCUCCCGCCUUCCAAACCAGCUGACUUUCCAUAUCUUCAUGAGUAUAUCAUUUCCUAGCCAAGGGUACUUAUCGACGGAACUUCAACAAUUUUCCAAAACGGGAAAACUGGUGUUGCCAGGAUCUAUGCUGAGGCAGGUCAACCAGACCUUCACAUUGAAAUUGAAGAUAAUCAGCCCAACUUCUGAAGUCGUCAUGCGAAUCAAUGUGAUCAAUUUACCUCAAAUUCCAAAAAUAAUUCUUCGGUGUUACCUCAACUGUGGCAGUGUGGCAGCAUCUAGUGCAGCGAUCAUCUUCGUAGCGUUUUGCUCUGACUGCAGCCGGCCGGAGCAUACGUUUACGACAUGGACCGUAUACGACGAGAAUGGGGAGACUCUUGGGGUGUACAGCUCCCAGUAUGCUGUACUACAAAACCUGCCCCCAAAAAGUUUGUGGGUUCUAAAUG
Molecule: messenger RNA, 1537 nt
Organism: Aplysia californica (California sea hare)
Lineage: Eukaryota; Metazoa; Mollusca; Gastropoda; Aplysiida; Aplysiidae
Source: RefSeq, a predicted model, not a curated record